This is a messenger RNA of Phytophthora infestans T30-4, 1056 nucleotides long. RefSeq names its product Drug/Metabolite Transporter (DMT) Superfamily. The transcript has a single exon. Gene Ontology annotation, molecular function: transmembrane transporter activity. NCBI's taxonomy places the organism in Eukaryota, Oomycota, Peronosporomycetes, Peronosporales, Peronosporaceae. Gene Ontology annotation, biological process: transmembrane transport. Gene Ontology annotation, cellular component: membrane. The record is from RefSeq and is a predicted model, not a curated record. The coding region runs from base 1 to 1056 and encodes 351 amino acids.
AUGUAUUUCUUGCUACCACUCCCAGCAGCUUUCGAUCUACUGGCAACUUUCGUUGCCAACAUCGGUCUUCUAUACGUGACCGUUAGUGUUUUUCAGCUCAUGAAGUGCACAGUCAUCAUCUUCGUGGCGCUACUGAAAGUAUUUGUGCUCAAAGACCGACUACGCAGCUACAUGUGGAUCGGUAUCGGUCUCAACAUGUUAGCAGCGUUAAUGGUGGGCGCUACAAGUCUCGCAGACUCCGACAGUCAAGAUAACAAUUCGGCCAAUCAACAUCCAGCAUUCGGCGUAUUUAUGGUGGUACUUAGCUGCGCGAUCCAAGCCGUACAAUACGUUCUCGAAGAGAAACUCAUGGACGAAGGCGACAGUGCACCGCCCCUAGUGGUCGUGGGUAUGGAAGGCGUUUGGGGUUUAAUACUGACGUCGUUCGUAGUGUACCCAAUUGCGUAUUUGGUCCCGGGCAACGAUUUGGGUUCACACGAGAGAUUCGACGACGCGUAUCAGAUGCUGAUGAACAGUGGCUUGGCUCAGAUGGCUGUACUCAUUUAUUUACUGGUGAUUAUGGGCUACAACGUGUUCGCCGUGUCGGUCACGUAUCUUUUGAACUCAAUUUGGCACGCAAUUCUGGACAAUUUCCGUCCAAUUACAGUCUGGGCCACAGAUUUGCUGCUGUUCUAUUUUUUUACGCAAGGAGAAUUUGGUGAACGGUGGACAAUUUGGAGUUGGCUACAACUUGUUGGUAUGCUGACGUUGUUAGCGGGCACGGCCGUGUACAACGGUACUCUGCGUCUUCCGGGCUUCGUGUACUUGGAGCCAUUGGACGAAGCGAUGACUCCGAUCCGAACGCCAGAGGCUCUUACUGCGUCUGCGUUCUCACGUUCGCCGCUGAUUACGCGCAACGCUAUGAAGGCUGCAGAGAUUGCUCGUCGGACGCCAAAUCCCAAUGACCGCGACCGUGUGAGACGCGAAUUCAUGACUGAGUAUCAACCACUGGCCGAUUCCGAGUCUCGACGACGCAUUGACCCAGCUGGACACACGUACGGAUCGCUUGAAACUUAA